Molecule: messenger RNA, 456 nt
Organism: Rosa rugosa (rugosa rose)
Lineage: Eukaryota; Viridiplantae; Streptophyta; Magnoliopsida; Rosales; Rosaceae
Product: vegetative cell wall protein gp1-like
Exons: 1
Coding region: 1-456 (151 amino acids)
Source: RefSeq, a predicted model, not a curated record
AUGGCUCUCACACCUGUCAUGCUCGCCCUCACACUCUCACUCUCCCUCCUAGCGUCAUUGUCCACAGCUCAACCACCCUCCUACUCCCCAACAUAUGCUCCAACGACCACUCCCUCCACACCUGCGCCAACAACCACCGCUCCGCCACCGACCGUUUCAGCUCCUUCUCCCACCGUCACUGCCACUCCGCCCAGCACCUCCGCCAGCCCUCCUGAAAUGCCUCCGAUGCCUGCUUCUCCUAUGCUCAGCCCGCCAAGCCCAGUCCCGUCUUCUAUGAGCUCGCCGCCUGCACCAGCCGGUCCAGGAGAACCUCCCGCAACCCCUCCAGGCCCCAUGCCAACACCAUCACCGGCACCAUCGACCCCAAACGGCUCAGGUGCAUUUGUUCAUGGAGUUAACACGGCCUUGCUGCCAUUCCUGGCCGGAUCAGCUAUUGCACUACUACUCCUUGCUUAA